Nanorana parkeri is the source of this 2117-nucleotide messenger RNA. It is a transcript of the gene EDNRA, whose product is annotated as endothelin receptor type A. Gene Ontology annotation, biological process: regulation of blood pressure; vasoconstriction; G protein-coupled receptor signaling pathway. Gene Ontology annotation, molecular function: endothelin receptor activity. NCBI's taxonomy places the organism in Eukaryota, Metazoa, Chordata, Amphibia, Anura, Dicroglossidae. Gene Ontology annotation, cellular component: membrane. Bases 26 to 1264 code for a protein of 412 amino acids. The transcript has 7 exons. The record is from RefSeq and is a predicted model, not a curated record.
GGCCACAUCUGGUGGAUGAGAAAACAUGGGCUUGAUUGUUUUGAGAGUCUCCAUGCUCCUGUUGCUUAUUGGACUUGCCUUCAGCAGAGAUGCUGGGGAUUCCUUACAAAAUCGGACUGAUCUUACUUCAAACCUCACAAUGAUUUUGAGCAAACCCCAAGGGAAUUGGACCCAUUCUACAGGCUUGUGCACUGAGAGGACUAAAAUUAACCGUGUCUUCAAGUACAUAAACACUAUAUUAUCCUGUGCUAUUUUUAUCGUUGGGAUGGUUGGGAAUGCAACUUUGCUCAGAAUAAUCUACCGGAACAAGUGCAUGAGGAAUGGCCCUAAUGCACUGAUAGCCAGUCUGGCGCUUGGUGAUCUUAUCUACAUUGGUAUUGACAUUCCCAUUACGGUGUUUAAGAUUCUUGCACAGCGGUGGCCAUUUGAUCAGUCUCCACUUGGAGCAGGUCUUUGCAAGGUCUUUCCAUUCAUUCAGAAGGCUUCAGUUGGAAUCACAGUGCUUAAUCUGUGUGCUCUUAGUGUAGACAGGUACAGAGCAGUUGCAUCCUGGAGCCGAGUGCAAGGCAAUGGAAUCCCACUUAUCACAGCAGUUGAAAUAAUCUCCAUCUGGGUUCUUUCAUUUGUGCUGGCGAUCCCUGAGGCAAUUGGAUUCGUCAUGGUGCCCUUUGAAUAUCGGGGUGAAGAAUUACGAACAUGCAUGUUUAAUGCUACAUCUCCUUUCAUGGAAUAUUACAAAGAUGCAAAAGAUUGGUGGCUGUUUGGCUUCUAUUUCUGUGUACCCCUGGCAUGUACUGGGGUUUUCUAUACUCUAAUGACGUGUGAGAUGUUACACCAGAGGAAGGGAAGUCUCCGCAUAGCAUUGAGUGAGCACCUAAAACAGCGACGCGAGGUUGCAAAGACAGUUUUCUGCUUGGUUGUGAUAUUUGCCCUGUGUUGGUUUCCACUGCAUCUGAGCAGAAUCAUCAAGAAGACCGUGUACAAUGAGAAUGAUUCUGGACGCUGUGAGCUUCUCAGCUUUCUGUUGGUUAUGGAUUUCAUCAGCAUUAACUUGGCAGCAUUAAACUCUUGUAUUAAUCCAAUCGCGCUCUACUUCGUAAGCAAGAAGUUUAAAAACUGUUUUCAGUCAUGUCUGUGUUGCUGUUGUCAAUCAAAGACCCUCACAAGCACGUCCCCCAUGAAUGUAACCAGUAUUCAGUGGAAAAAUCAUGACCAAAAUUACUACAUUGCAGACAGGAGUAUUCACAAGGACAGCCUCAACUAGCCACAGUCACCAACACAACCAAACUUUGAACCAAACCAUAAUAGUGGUUACUUUCCACAAAGAAACAAUCUACUCUUGUAAUAGAAGAAAAGAAAACUGUCCAAACAAUGCUGGACCCACUGAUCCAUUUUAGAGAUUUACUGGACCACAGUCAAAUCUAAGCUGCAAGCAUAUACUUCUCCAUUGGCUGUAAUACAGUCUUUUAUGUCUAAUACUUGGCGGUGUGUGCCGUUGGACCAAUGAUGUUCUACAGACUUCUAAGUGGUGAUGGAAUGUGGAAAGCUAUACUGACACACCACUACUUUUGUGUCAGUGUUGAAGACCACCAAAGAAUCUAGAGCCAGGAUUUGUUCCAUUGAGUGCUGGCAGCUUUUACUUAUCACAUUUCCAAAUAAUAUUGAAUGUACUGCUCGCCCUACUGUACAGGGGGUGAAAAACCAAACAGUAUUUCUAUGGAGUCAUUAUAUAAAACUAUAAUUACUUUGUAUAUAACAAUUUUUAUUUAACAUAUAUAAAUAUGUAUAUUUUUUAAUCGGAACUCAUAGAGGAUUGUGAGAUAUUGUAUAAUAGCAUGUGUUGUACUGACAUUUUUCUGGCACACUAAAUAUUAGGCAUAAGAUAUGCAUUUUACAGCACUUCAGUAUUUAGAGACUCGCCAUCUAUGUGCAAACAAGUGUAAUUUUUUUUUAAAGCAUGGCAAAUAACACAUUAUAGUGUGUUAAUGACAAAAGUGAUUUUACUUGGAGAGGUGUUAUGCACAAUUGUUCAUUAUCACAGGCCAAGUGGUAUAUGUUUGUCAUUAAAAUUUUAAAACAUUAUAAAAUCUCACUGUAAAGAUGAUUUAUAAAUUAUC